AUGCAAGGCUGCUCGUCCUCUCCACGGGUCAUCGCCAGCGUCGCCAGUGCUACCUUCUCUCGCGCGGCGGGAUUACCCCCUUGCAAGUUGCGUGGCGGUGGUCCCCCUUGGCACCCUGCUUCGUGGGAUACACGCCACUACAUUCGUAGCUUCGCGACGCGGAUUACUACGCAGCAGGAUCGGUCGCGUAUCUCGUACGGCGGCGAUUUCGACCCGCAAACCGAUAUCGGGUCCUCAUCGUGGGCCGACGUACAGCUCUACCGGGUUGCGUUCGGGCCACUCCUCGGCAAACCCGCUCUGGUGCGACGCCCUGAUUUUGCGCCGCUGAAGAGCGAUAUCUACUUCAUGCCGCGCACCGAGGAGGGAGAUGUUGACGCGUUGCUCUGUAUGACUGAGGAGGAUUUUGCUGGGUUGGACGUCGAUCCGGAGUGGAGGCGCUAUGCGGAUUGCAUUGGAUAG
Molecule: messenger RNA, 459 nt
Organism: Aspergillus homomorphus CBS 101889
Lineage: Eukaryota; Fungi; Ascomycota; Eurotiomycetes; Eurotiales; Aspergillaceae
Exons: 2
Coding region: 1-459 (152 amino acids)
Source: RefSeq, a predicted model, not a curated record